AUGGCAGUGAAGUCUGGAGCAGUAGAUCUCUUUGGGAAUACUUUAAAUUCUCUACUUGAAUGUACAAAAAAUGGAGAGAUUCUAAGCAAACAGGCGCCACCAUCAAUUUACAUGGUUCCUAGUGCGGUCCGAGAUCUGAGACCAAGAUCUUUUACCCCUAGGGUGGUCGCUAUUGGACCUCUUCACAGACAUGAUGAACAUUUGCAAGGAUUUGAAGUUCAAAAAACAACUUAUUUAAAUAAUCUGUUGCAUCGUUGUCGUAUGGUGCCAGAGCAGACAUUGGGAACAUGUGUGGAGAAGGUGAUUGGUUCAAUAAAAAGAAUCAAAGAACGUUAUGCAGGGUCGACCACCUAUGACGAUCUGGAGCUUGCUAAGAUGAAGGUGAUUGAUGCUUGUUUCAUACUUGAGUUCAUUAGUGUUUUAGACCGGGUACCAUCCGGGACAAGCUUAUUGAUUGUUCAAUCAAUAGCUUUAGACCUGAUUAUGAUUGAAAACCAAAUUCCGUAUUUUGUUCUUGAAAACAUCUUUGAGUGUACUAUUUUAGCAUCUGGACAGAUGAGAGAGGGGGCCUCACUUACUACGUAUAUCAAAGUACUUGUUAGUCUUUACUACUUCAUUGAAGGAAAGGUAGAAGUAGUACGCGAUGCUUCGGCUCCUGAUCAUAUUCUUGGCUUUUUCCACAAAUAUUUCCGGCCUGCGGAACCGAUGCCAUCAGUGCCUGUGCCAAGUACAAAACGCCACGCAGCCAUGGAACUGCAUAGGGCAGGGAUGAAGUUCAAACCUUAUGUAGAUGAAAAUUGGGGCACUGGCCAUGAAACUGGAAUUACCCUUACCUUUGUUUCCAUGGUUCCAUAA
This is a messenger RNA of Lactuca virosa, 855 nucleotides long. The record is from the annotation of a GenBank genome assembly. Lineage: Eukaryota; Viridiplantae; Streptophyta; Magnoliopsida; Asterales; Asteraceae.